AUGUCCUCAAACACUAAUUUAGGUUAUACGGGAUAUUUACUUAGGAAGACUGUUUAGCCUCACUCUUUGAGGUACGACAACUCUAAUUUCAAUGAGUACAGGUCGAAGAAUAUGAUCAUGUACAUAAAUAAAAAAGUCAGCAACACUCGUGAAAGAGAAGGAAAGAAUUUAUCGCAUCAAUAGUUAUAAAAGGGAAUUAAUAUUAUGGUUAGAAAGGCUAACGGACAAGCAAGUGGAGCUCAAAAAGAUAAUGAAGAAAGUUCUUAGGUUCAAGAAGAAGUAAAUUUGGAAUAGCUCAAAAAGGAUGAAGAAAAAGAAAGAUAAGAUCCAUUUUAUCAAGAAGUUAUGAUCAGAAUGAAAUAAAAUGAAUACACUGAUGACUUUGCAGUUGUUUCUGAGGAAAAUAAAAUUCUUAAGUAGGCAAAAGGAAGAAAAGAGAGAAGUGACAUUGAAUAGACUUUGAACAUAUUGGUUGCUAAUAAUCUCGAUCAGAAUAACUUAUAGGAAUUGUUCAGAGAUUUCAAAAAAAUAUCUUUAAAAGAUAAGCUAAACGACCUAAAAAGUAGACAUGCAGAUAUGGCUAAAAUUCAAAGAAAAAUCAAAAAGGAUUAGCAAACCAUGCAAGGAUUAGAAGACAACGAAAAAGUUAACAAAUUCAUGAAUAUCAUUUGUCAAAGCAGAAACUUAACUCUCGGCAAAAUUCUCUCUAUGAAAGAAGAAGAAAUACAGUACGGUACUUAGGAUGACGGUCUAGAAUCAAUACCUAAAGUUAAGGCUUUAGAAAUGCUGCAAGAGCUGAUUGAAGAUGAAGAAGAAGAAAAUUAAAAAAAUAUGAUUAAAAUUUUUAAAAAGACUUAGCUUGAUAAUAUUGAUAUUGAUGCUGCUAGAAAUAAAUUUAAUAUGACAUCUUUCAAGAAGAAAAAUGAAUAAACAGAAAAAUUAUACAAUUAAAUGGCUGAGAAUAACAAAAAAGCUAUUUUGAAUGCAAGUAAAAUUGGAUUAUUUAUUUAUUUUUUUACAUUACUAAGUCAAAUUUGUUUGUUUCUUUUAUUAAUUAUUUAUUUAGUUAAGGAUCCUCAGUUCGAUCCAGAGAAAUUUGUCAGAAACAAAGAAAGUGUCAAACCUCCAAGUGAGAAAGUAAACGUUUUUCAGCGGUUGAUUUCACCUGAAUACGCAAAAAUGUAAGAGGAAAUCUAAAGAAGUAUGCCCAGAUAGAUUCCUUUGCAUUUUGUUCAAACUGAAUAAGAAAAAUGCCACUAAAAACUUAAGGAAUUAUUCUCUUAGAACAAAACUCAUGAAUCUGCACCUAAUAUAUUUGAUUCUAGAAUAUCUACAAAAAAAUCUUUCAACCUGAACACUCAACAAUCUUAGAAUGGGCAACAGUUUUUCUUAACUUAAAGCAAUUACUCAGUUCCUAAUUCUACUUUACACAGAUCACAUUCUCAAAAAGUCUAAUUUAAAAACUUAACAGCUAACUCUGCUUUAUUUACACCACAAAAAAAUCCUAUUGAACUUUCUUAGAUUUCAACUGAUGUGAAAUCAGGAACAGACACUCAAACAAAAUAAAUAAGCAGAAAUUUAUCUGCUAAGUUUACUCCAUUUAACAGCUCUGUCGAAGCCUAUUAAAUAAAAACUCCUAAAUCAUAAUCUGGCUUGUAAAAUACACAGUAAUAGUAGUAUUAUUAAUAGCAAUAAAAGAGGAACUAACUUCUUCAAAGAUAAUCUAAAUCAAUGUCCUCAAAUCCUUAUUAAGACAGAAAAGCUCAGAUUAAAGUUUAAUCUCAAGCUGAAAUCUUGUAACAACGUAUUAAUAAACUGAGAGAAAACAAACAAUUCGCGAAAGCGAAUAAGUUACAAAUGCUUCUCAACAAAAUAGAAAUGCAAAAAGAAGUGUAAAACUUCGUAGAAACCUGCAACUAAGAAAAAUUGGAAGCAGCAAAAUAGUCAAGCUUUACCAACCAUAAAAUUAACAACCUAGAAAACGAAUUCGAAAACGACUUAAAAGAAAUAAAUCUUCUCCAGCAAGGAUAGGUGAACGUUGAAGUCAAAAUUGACAACCCUAACUUCAUCGAAUUUAAAAACAGGUCAGAAUUUAAGAGAAAAUUAAUUAAUCACCUCAUCAAAAAAGUUGAUAAAAAAACAGACCUUUUAAGUAAAUACAAACAGAAGUAAUUCACCUAAAAUUUCUUGUAAAAAUUGUAAGAUGACGGCUACAUCACAGUAGACCAGUGA
Tetrahymena thermophila SB210 is the source of this 2232-nucleotide messenger RNA. Its product is annotated as transmembrane protein, putative. The transcript has 2 exons. The record is from RefSeq and is a predicted model, not a curated record. Lineage: Eukaryota; Ciliophora; Oligohymenophorea; Hymenostomatida; Tetrahymenidae.